Molecule: messenger RNA, 2836 nt
Organism: Sciurus carolinensis (gray squirrel)
Lineage: Eukaryota; Metazoa; Chordata; Mammalia; Rodentia; Sciuridae
Gene: Gdf9
Product: growth differentiation factor 9
Exons: 3
Coding region: 1370-2530 (386 amino acids)
Biological process (GO): SMAD protein signal transduction; BMP signaling pathway
Cellular component (GO): extracellular region
Molecular function (GO): growth factor activity; cytokine activity
Source: RefSeq, a predicted model, not a curated record
AGUGCCGGCUCACUAAAGGCACCCGCAAUGCCUACUGCGGUGAAUGGCAGUCCAGCCCCCAGCCGCCAGGCCCGGGCACUCACGCGGCACCACGCGAAGGAUGGACGCCUGAGUGCGGCGCAACACGUUGGGGAUGCCCUUGGUGAAAAAGUGCGGGAAGGCGCGCUGCUCGAAGGGCGACAAGCUGUAGGUGAUCACAUGUCGCAUCCGCGUCAGAUUCCCAAACUCUCGGCCCAUUGUUGCGGCGGCUCUGCAAGGACCGACGGCAAACAGGACCUUGGCUCAGCCUGGGGACGCGCGACAGGCUGGGAUCCCCGACUCCAAGCCCUCCCCGGAACGCCUUAGCCUCCCCCAGCCCAGGCGGCGCCCGACCCUCCCACGGUUCACUCCCGCAGCCGGGUCACCUCAACCUCCACGGACUCUGACCCAGUGAUCUCCGAGCGUCACUUCCGGCGGGAUCGGAAGCGGCUCCAGGAGGCCGUGAAGUCACUUCCGGGAGAUACCAUUUUUCCUUUGUUCCCAGGGGAAGACGCUGUUGCCCCCGGUUCUAAAGAGACGUGGCCAGGCCGGGUGGCCAGUGCCGGGUCUGGGGGGGUGCUGCCUGGGUCUGGGGGUGGGGCUUAGUGCUGUACGUCUGGGACCAGAUGACCCCCGGGAGGCGCUCACAGUUAGUCCUGGGCCUUUCUAUGGAGCUCCAGGCAGGGAGCGGCCGGGUGCUGCGGGGAUAGGGCAGACACAAAGGGGAAAAAAGGCGCCAGGGCUGGGGAUGUAGCUCGGUGGUAGAGUACUUGCCUAGCAUGCGCGAGGCCUUGGGUGACUUGGCCAGCACCACAAAAUAAUAACGACAAUAAUAAAUGAUUUUAAAAGGUGGGGUGGGGGUAGCAGCUGACCUCGCGGGCCUCGAUGGCCCAGAGCGCCCCUGAGGCGCGGCCACCCCGCGGCAGCCUAAUGCAGAUUUUAUGUGGUUUUGUCCCGAAGCUAAAAAGGGGCUCGGCUAUUUUCAGACCAUCAGCUAUGCCAGUACAAACUCUAGAGCUUCUCCUGGUAAUCUGUGCCUUAGAAUCCAUUAGUAGGCUGUAGGCUUUUCCAAGAUACAAUACUACCGUUUCCUCAAGUUCAGCCACUAAAGUCAUCAAAUAAUCGUCAAGCAGUUGACGAGCGCUGUUAGUCCGGGUAGGAGGGCAAAAGGACGCCUCCUCCGCAGCAGCCAGCCUCCUCCAGAUGGUUUGAUCGAGGGGCGGGGAAUGUCAAGAUGCCCAAAUUCUUUCUACUCCAGGGAGCCUGAGGUGUUACUGUGUUUUCCCUGAAGUGAAUUCUGCCUAUUGAUCCUGUUGUCUUGUAUGGCUCCUUGAUUUCUCCUCGGUGCAGAAUGUCGGUCCUGUCUGAUGGGCGAGGUGAGGCCCCUAGGCUGCAGCCAGACUCCAGAGCUUUGCACUACAUGAAGAAGCUCUAUAAGACAUAUGCUACGAAGGAGGGGAUUCCCAAAUCCCAUAGAAGUCACCAUUACAACACCGUUCGGCUCUUCACCCCCAGUUCCCUGCACAAACAGGCUCCUGGACACCAAGUGACAGGAAUCUUUCCGUCCGUGGACCUGUGGUUUAAUCUGGAUCGUGUUACUGCUGUUGAACACUUACUCAAAUCUGUCUUGCUGUACACUUUCAACAGCUCAGUUUCUCCUUCCUCUACCGUUAAAUGUUGGUGCAACCUGGUGAUGAAAGAACCAACUUCUAGCAAGACUCUCCCUAGAGCUCCCUAUUCAUUGACCUUUAAUUCACAGUUCAAACUUAGAAAGAAUCACAAGCGGAUUGAGAUUGAUGUGACCCAACUCCUCCAGCCUCUAGUGACUUCCAGUGAGAGAAAUAUUCACAUGUCUGUCAAUUUUACCUGCACAAAAGACCAGCUGCAGCACCCUUCAGCUCAGGAUGGACCCUUUACCAUGCCUCUUCUCCUGCCCCCCUCACUGAUCUUAUAUCUGAACGACACAAGUGCUCAGGCGUAUCACAGGUGGUAUUCCCUUCAGCGUCAAAGGUCUUCACAGGGUCCUGACCAGGAGAGGAAUGUGGCUGCCUAUCCCAUGGGAGAAGAGACUGUCAAGGGUGGGAGAUCUGCCAGCCACCGGAAAGGUCGGGAAACUGUCACCUCUCAAUUGAAGGAGCCACUGGUACCAGCUUCCUUCAACCUGAGUGAAUACUUCAAACAGUUUUUUUUCCCCCAAAAUGAGUGUGAGCUCCAUGACUUUAGACUUAGCUUUAGUCAGCUCAAGUGGGACAACUGGAUUGUGGCCCCUCACAGAUACAACCCUCGGUUUUGUAAAGGAGAAUGUCCAAGGGCAGUUGGGCAUCGGUAUGGCUCUCCAGUUCACACCAUGGUGCAAAACAUCAUCUGUGAGAGGCUCGACUCCUCAGUGCCAAGACCAUCAUGUGUACCUGCCAAAUACAGCCCCCUGAGUGUUUUGACCAUUGAGCCUGAUGGCUCAAUCGCUUACAAAGAGUAUGAAGAUAUGGUAGCUACCAAAUGCACCUGCCGUUAACAAACGGUCCCCUAAAUGAAAACCUUGAGCCUAUUUAGCAAAGUAAGUACUGAGCGUCUCUCUGCUUUUAGGAGAAGGCUAUGUGUCAUAACACAUCAUAGGAGGAGGAGCAUUCGCAGGUUAGCCAUUCUGGGGCAUCUGUCUGUCUGAAGGGAUAAGGUCAGUUGUUCCUACUUAGCCUUUAAUUUCCAAACUUAAAUGUAAUUACUUUGGAGAGAUUUAGUUUUUUUUCCAUGAUCAUUUUUUUUUUCACAAGAGUUUUGUUUUUGAUGGAAAAAAAUUCUAAAUUAGCAUGAAUCUAAUGGA